AUGUUCCGCUAUCUCUCCGCGUCGACCGCGCGCAGAGCUGGCGCCUGGGGUGCGGGCGCGUCCCUUUCUGCCGCACCUGGCGCCUCCAGCACCUUCUGUUCUUCCACAAACCCUGCUCGUUUGUACUCGAGCGGCAACAAGGACUACUACAAGAUGCUCGGCGUCGACCGAAACUCCGACUUGAAGGAUAUUAAGAAAGCUUACCGGAAGCGCGCGUUGGAGACCCAUCCGGACCAGGGCGGUAACAAGGAGGAAUUUGCAGAGGUGGCCGAAGCCUACGAGGUGCUUAGUAACCCCGAGAAGAGGAAGGUGUAUGACCAGUACGGAUCCGAGGCGGCCACGAACCCGAACAUGGGCGGCGCAGGUAUGGGUGGCUUCGGCACCGGUGGCCGCUCAGCUGAGGACAUCUUUGCUGAGUUUUUCCGCGGCGGAAUGGGUGGGAUGGGCGGAUUUGGCGACAUGUUUGGCGGCGGCCCCGGUGGCCGUCAGGGGACGCCCACACUCCAGCCGCUGGAGGUGCGGACGCGGUUGACGUUGGAAGACGUGUACAAGGGCGUGACCAAGACGAUGCGCGUGAACCGCCCGCAGGUGUGCUCGGAUUGCACUGGCUUCGGCACCAAAAGCAAGACCGAGAAACCUAAGUGCACCCAGUGCAACGGCUCCGGGCACGUUGUGCAACAGCACCGGAUGGGCCCCGGCAUGGUGCAACAGACGAUCUCAGAGUGCCCGCGGUGCCGCGGAACCGGUACAGUGGCGAAGCUGGAGGACCAAUGCCACAAGUGUCACGGAAAGGGUUACCGCACCGUAUCGCAGGACGUCACCAUUGAAAUCCCAGCCGGGGUGCCGUCGAAUGUGACACUUGUAGUGCGCGGCGAGGGCGGCACGAUCCCUGGGGCGCCGCCAGCGGACAUGCACUUGCACAUCGAGCUAACUCCCCACCGUGUCUUUCAGCGUCGCGGCAACGACCUCAUUGUUAACAAGGACGUGACGCUGCAGGAGGCGCUUCUGGGGCUGCACAUGCCCCUGAGGUUGCUCGACGGCCGCACCGUCAACGUGGAAACAUCGGCCGAUCAGAUUUUGAAGCCAGAAGGGGUGAUCAAGGUUACUGGAGAGGGCUUGCCUGGCACUUCCGGAGAGCGCGGUGAUGUUUACAUCUUCACGCACCUCAAGAUGCCCAACAAGCUGAGCGAUGAGCAGAAGGCGCACAUCAAGAAGGCGUUCGGCACACCCGGGAAAGACGCUGACGCGUCGCCCGGCAACACUGUGAGGGCACGGGUGCUGCGCGAGUCUCGCGAGCAGCUGGAGGAGCAGAAGCGGAGCCUGUGGGCUUCGCAAGAGAGUGGUGGCCACAGCGGAGGUGGCGGUGGCAGCUCUCGCCGCUCGGCGGGAAGCACGCAUGGUAGUGGCGCGCAGCAGGUGGAGUGUGCGACGCAGUAG
Molecule: messenger RNA, 1437 nt
Organism: Leishmania major strain Friedlin
Lineage: Eukaryota; Euglenozoa; Kinetoplastea; Trypanosomatida; Trypanosomatidae
Product: putative chaperone protein DNAj
Exons: 1
Coding region: 1-1437 (478 amino acids)
Biological process (GO): response to heat; protein refolding
Cellular component (GO): cytoplasm
Molecular function (GO): ATP binding; Hsp70 protein binding
Source: RefSeq, a predicted model, not a curated record